AUGGAGGAGUUGACUCUCAUUCAGCAAAAGUCCCGCUUGGUCUCAGAGUAUCUCCAUGCCUUCAAGGUUUUAGUUGAUCAACUUGUUGUGAUUGACUUUCAUGUCUCAGAGGAUGACAUUACUCUAUAUGUCCUCAACAGUAUUGGUCCUAAAUUCUGUGAGAUUGCAAUGCCUAUUCGGGCAUGGGAGACUUCUCUUACGUUUGAGGAGCUUCAUGACAUGCUGGUUGGCUACGAAAGUUACUUGCAAUGUGUUGAUGCUUCCGAUUCCGUCUUGCUAUGUGACAAAUUGGACCACUCGGCCAAGACUUGUCACUCGUAUUCAAGAGUGAAGUCUGCAAAUUGUGCCUCUACCAAUGUGUCAGCUGACAAAAAGUGGCUUGUGGAUUCCAUUGCUUCUCCCAACAUCACCUCUAAUCUUGCCAAUCUCUCUAUUCACUCGGAGUAUGGUGGCAAGGAUGAGGUUGUCAUUGGCAAUGGCUUAGGUUCUUUAUUUUUCGAAUUCGGGUCUCUACACUACAGUGGGCAGAGCUGCUGGUUCGGCUUGACGCUAGGGUUGGUUGUCAAAGCUUGUGAGGCUGUGAUGGACGAGGUUGCGAGGGGCUGA
Messenger RNA from Malania oleifera, 606 nucleotides. RefSeq lists its product as uncharacterized. NCBI's taxonomy places the organism in Eukaryota, Viridiplantae, Streptophyta, Magnoliopsida, Santalales, Ximeniaceae. The record is from RefSeq and is a predicted model, not a curated record. The coding region runs from base 1 to 606 and encodes 201 amino acids. The transcript has 3 exons.